AUGGUCAGUGUAUCCCAAGCCCAAAGAACUUUCUGUAAGAAGUGCGGCAAGCAUCAACCUCACAAAGUGACCCAAUAUAAAAAGGUCAAGGAUUCCGUGUACACACAAGGAAAGAGGCGCUGCGAUGGGAAGCAGAGUGGCUAUGGGCAGACAAAGCCAAUGUUCCGGAAGAAGGCUAAAACCACAAAGAAGGUCCUGCUGAGGCUUGAAUGUGUUGAGCCUAACUGUAGGUCCAAGAGGAUGCUGGCCAUUAAAAGAUGCAAACAUUCUGCACUGGGAGGUGAUAAGAAGAGAAAAAGGACUAAGUGA
This is a messenger RNA of Echinops telfairi (small Madagascar hedgehog), 309 nucleotides long. Its product is annotated as 60S ribosomal protein L36a-like. Gene Ontology annotation, cellular component: cytosolic large ribosomal subunit; ribosome. Bases 1 to 309 code for a protein of 102 amino acids. The transcript has a single exon. Gene Ontology annotation, molecular function: structural constituent of ribosome. Gene Ontology annotation, biological process: translation. Lineage: Eukaryota; Metazoa; Chordata; Mammalia; Afrosoricida; Tenrecidae. The record is from RefSeq and is a predicted model, not a curated record.